Molecule: messenger RNA, 975 nt
Organism: Haplochromis burtoni (Burton's mouthbrooder)
Lineage: Eukaryota; Metazoa; Chordata; Actinopteri; Cichliformes; Cichlidae
Gene: yipf4
Product: Yip1 domain family, member 4
Biological process (GO): vesicle fusion with Golgi apparatus; endoplasmic reticulum to Golgi vesicle-mediated transport
Cellular component (GO): trans-Golgi network; membrane
Source: RefSeq, a predicted model, not a curated record
GAUAGUUUCCGACCAUCAUGAUUAGACAUGAAUGCAUCACAAGACGUGUACUCUUUUCUAGCAUCAUCUGCACUUCCUGCUUACGUCCAAGCGCACAACGUCGGAAAGAAAACAAGAUGCGGUAGUUGAACUUCACUGAAGAGUUGUGACCAAUGACAGCUUUAUUAACGUGUCACUAAAUGCAAUUUCUGUGGAGCCAAGGCGUGUGGCAGUAAUAGAAACUGAAACAUGCAGUUCCCUCCCACCAACGGAGAUUUCACGUUCGUGUCUUCGACCGAGGCUGAAGAACUCAGCGGCACCAUCAGCACUCCAGAUGUUAAACUGAAUAUAGGCAGUGACAGUGGGAAGGACCCGUAUGCCACCACCUUCCUGAGACAACGAGGCUACGGCUGGCUGCUGGAGGUGGAGGAAGAGGACAAUGAAGAGAGCAAACCUCUUCUGUUGUGUCUUGGAUCAUCACCAUCUGGAUAUUUGGAUCACUAACCAUCUUCCUGCUGGCUCGUGUUCUUGGUGGGGAGGUUUCAUACGGUCAGGUCCUUGGAGUGAUUGGGUAUUCCCUUCUUCCUCUCAUCGUCAUAGCCCCUCUGCUCUUAGUGAUUGGAGGCUUCGAGGUGGUUUCUACACUAGUCAAACUUUUUGGAGUUUUCUGGGCUGCAUACAGUGCUGCUUCACUGCUUGUCGGAGAUGAAUUUAAAACAAAGAAGCCCCUUCUCAUAUAUCCCAUUUUCCUACUGUACAUCUACUUCCUGUCACUAUAUACUGGAGUGUGAUUGGAUGACCUGGAGCUGUGGACCUUUUCAUGGACAGUUACCCUGGAGCAUGGGUGGGGGGGAAAAAACAAAAAACCUACAAAACCGGGAUUUUUUUAAAACUCUGUUAUUCUAGAUGUUGGGGAAGUUGGGAAUAUAUACUAAUGUAUAUAGUUUUUCCCUUGUGUCUUUGGUCAAUAAAGUGCGUAUGCUUUUGCUGCUUAAA